Penicillium odoratum is the source of this 5337-nucleotide messenger RNA. RefSeq names its product putative Rho guanyl nucleotide exchange factor. The record is from RefSeq and is a predicted model, not a curated record. Bases 1 to 5337 code for a protein of 1778 amino acids. NCBI's taxonomy places the organism in Eukaryota, Fungi, Ascomycota, Eurotiomycetes, Eurotiales, Aspergillaceae. The transcript is spliced from 2 exons. Gene Ontology annotation, molecular function: guanyl-nucleotide exchange factor activity.
AUGGCGCAUCCCAAUGGACAACAGGCCUAUUACGGCCAACCUGGCAAUCCCCCAGUCUCUCGACCAUCGUCAGGUCGCUAUGACAACUACGCACCUCAGCCCUUUCCUACGCAGAGCCAGCAAGAGCCCAGACGAAUGCCCAGCUUCAACAGCGGCGACGAUUCCCACCUCUUCAAUGCCGCCCGGACCCACAAUACGAGAGCGACCGAUGCCAACGCCCAAUACUCCGUGGGUAGUGGACAAGGAGGUGGUAGUGGACAAGGAAGCUACAACCCAGCUUAUGGGGGAUAUGAGGAUGACGUGAACACUGCGUAUACUGGAUAUUCGCAACCAUCGCCCGACAUGUCGCGUAUGUCGCCGAACCGCGCAGCAUCGCAGUCCGCCGCCAUGUCGAGCUAUCAGUACCAAUACCAAUCCGUAAAUCAGCCUGCCUAUAAUCCCCAACAAUAUGCUCUUCCGCAAUCUCAAACACAACCGAACCUGAGUUAUCAACCCCUGUCCUACACUGCUUCCAACAAUGCAUCCUACGCCAAUUCUGUCCCCGGUCAUCAACCAUACAAUCCAGCAGCCUAUCAACCAGCCGCAGUUGCAAGUCUGUCCUCUCCCACGAUCACACGCCGGCCGAGUGAGGCUUCACCGUAUGGACAAGCACCUCCGACCCCGCAAUCAUAUGGAUUUCCCUCCCAGCCCCCGCCAAUGCCUCCACCUCGCGCGCCUGAUCAUCCCUAUGGUGGUCGCUCUCCAUAUGCGUCAUCACCUGGACCGUCAAGCCAGUCCACAGCGGCCACCUCACCCGCCUACCAGACAGUUGCAUCGCCAAUACCAACAUCAUACGCAACCCCGAACUCUCCCGCGGGUGCUUAUCUACCCCAAUCUGCUUCUACCUACUUCCCCGCAUCCCAUGGCUUCGGAACCGACUCUCCAUACCCAUCCCACACCAUACCGCCCAUCAGCAGCCACUCUGAUGACCACCCUCCUACACCUCCGGUGCAUCAGACACAAGCCAAUGGAAUUUAUAACAGGCGACCCAGUGCAUCCCAUACCGGGCGCUCUCUCCCUUUCCCUCCUAUUCAGCAAGUCUUGCCCAUUCUACCUCCAAGGCGAACGGAUACUUUGACAAGGCACCCGCAGGCCAGGCCACUUCCAGGACCACCGGUUGAAUGUGAACCAGACACUCGCAGCAGUGCCGACAUGUUAAAGGAACUUGAAACUGCGGUGAUGAGUACACAGAACAGCUUCGCCCGUCACAGCUCGCAAGCAUCACGUCAUAGCACCUCUUCCUCCCACCUACGCUUAUCACCAGAUGAGCAGCACACCCACACUCACACCAAUGGCUAUGAGGAAACAUUUGGCCACGAUAGCGAUGCAGAAGCCGAGGCUGGUCUUGCUAUGAUGCAGGAGGCGGAGGAGCAAGAGAGGGCACGGGAAGAGCACCAGCGAGUACGUCUGGAGGGACGAACUCGGCGCGAGACAAAUGCAUCUAUUCUGAGCUCUCGCUCGCACGGGUCUUAUGCAUCCACUAGCGGCCCUUCUCCCCAUACAGAGAUGCAAGAGAACGAAUUCAUGGGCCAGGAUUUAGCAGCUUAUGAGGGCGGGUAUCAAGGUAAUAUACAUUACGGCGAAGAACCCAUAUACGGUUCCGAAGAAUACCUGGAUCCGCUUAGUGGUGGUGGCGGUUAUACAGGUCGUUCAAGCUCUUUCCGGAGCUCCAACAUGUCUACAGACGAACGAGGCGAUUACGACGAGUAUGACCAUCCACAGAUUGCUUAUCAAUAUGCCGCUCGGAUGCACCAUCUUUCCCCUGAUGCUCGUGUCGAUGCUGGAGGCACAGGUGGACUGGCCACCCCGGGAGAAUAUGGUCGUCGAAUGAGUUGGGAUUAUGGCGAGGAAGGAGAUGGGUAUGAGCAAGAAGACGGUCAAUCUGGUGAAGAUAGUCCUCAUCGGCCAUUGAACGAAGAUCUUUUCUUUCACCCAGGCAUGCGUCCACUGCCCCCGGCUCCUGUCGAGCCAGCUGAGAACUCUGCACUUCAUUCGCAUCUGAUGCCUGCUGGCACGUACCUGCCAUCGGAGCAGGAUGAGGCUCACUCACUGUAUAGAAAUCCCCCCAUGCCGGCGUCUGCGGACUCAUAUGGAGAGACUUUGCUCAGUCCAUCUCAAGUCCCGCGGUCCUCAUCCUUGUCCCACCCGAUUGGACCUCGUACUGAUGCUCCUAUGAGGUCAAAGACCGACGCUGACCGAGAAAAGUACAAGCAGCAGCAAGACUUUCUUUGGCAGCUUCACAAUAAAGAUCUCCCUGAUGUUGAUCCGGCGGCGGCAGCUGCUUCUAUGGCGCUUGAUCUGCCAAAUAUCCCCGCUGGCCGUCGCAAGAAGUUCAGUCCUGCGAAAUUGUCAUCUGAACAGUUCAAGAAAUGCACCGAGCCAUGGGCUCUUAGUUCCAUCCUUUCUUGGAUUCGCGACCUGAGCGAGGACGAAACCGAUCUUCGAGAGCAGGCUAUUGUUGAUGCUAUUGUGGCCUUGUUUACUCACAAGGUCCCCACCAUGAAUAUCGCAGAUGCAGAGACACUCGCUGCUCGUGUAGUCAAUAGCAUGCUUGGGGAGGGAGCCCUGGUGAAAGAGGAGGAAUGGGUCAAGUUCAGCAGGGGAUCACUUUCUGGCGUGCUGUUCCAAAUUACCGGCACUGGCUGCUACUCGCCCAAGCUUCAUGAGCAGGACUUGCAUAUACAGGAUACCGAUUCCUUUGGGAGGUGCUAUUCUCACCACUGCAUGAGGACUUUAAAGAAGGUCAAUUUGAAAGCACAGAUGAUGGCACCUCAAAAGAAGAUUGAGGAUUGGGUGACUUUCUAUAAGGUUCCCAAGGAAACCUGGGAGUCAUACCCGAGAAAGGAGAUCGAUCGCCAAAACAACCUGCACGAGAUUGUCACGACAGAGGAUGCCUACAUUGGUCAGCUGGACGUUCUACGGGAGCUCUAUCGUGACCAAUUAGCCAACAUGAAUCCUCCUAUAAUCGCCCCCAAACGCCUCGCUAAGUUCUUGUCUGAUGUGUUUGGCAAGGUUGACGCAGUCAAAAAGGUCAACGAAGACUUUUUGCUAGCGCAGUUGAAGUAUCGACAAAAGGAGCAGGGUCCUUUUAUUGCAGGAUUCAGCGACAUCUUCCGUGAAUGGAUCCGCAAAGCCAAGCACGUCUACAUCGACUACGCUGCUACAUUCCCGACGGCAAAUUACUAUGUGCGCAAGGAAGCUGAGCGGAACAUUCACUUCAAACAGUUCCUCAACCAGGUUCGGGAUCAGAAGCAGUCCAACCGAUUGAGCUGGGACACUUUCCUCAAGGCCCCGAUUACGCGAAUCCAGCGAUAUACCCUUUUGCUUGCUACCGUGCACAAAAAUAUGGUUAAGGAUUCCGAGGAAAAGUCCAAUGUUGCACAGGCUAUCGAGGAAAUCAAGAUUGUGGCGUUGGAGUGUGACAAUAAGGUUGGUGAGAUGAACAAGAAGGCCGACCUCAUUGAACUCUCGGCCAAGCUGCAAUUGAGGCCGGAAAUGAAGAAGGAGGUCGAACUCAACCUCGAACACCUGGGUCGCGAGAUUGUUUUCCGCGGUGAUCUUCAACGCCCUGGAACUCGGACCCGGUUCCUUGUUGAUACCCAUGCCAUUCUCUUCGAUCACUAUCUUGUUCUUGCUAAGUCAUUCACUACACGAGACCCAUCUCGAACAAUAAAGUACGAGCGUUACGAUGUGUCGAAACUUCCCAUUCCGAUGGAUUUGUUGGUGCUGGAGAGUACCAACGAUGACCCAGUGGUCAAAUCAUCCAUGCGUGGAGUUGCAAAUGUUGCCCCUGCCCAGGCUGCUGUGGGCUUCAACCAUGGAGGACCUGGACCUGCUAUGAAUGGACCCACCGCAAGUCUUGAUUUGAAGGAUGACAAGAUUCUUUACCCAUUCAGGAUCAAGCAUCUUGGAAAGGCUGGCACCUAUACUCUGUAUGCUUUCUCUUCCCAAAACCGUGCGGACUGGUGCGAGAAAAUCAUCGAGGCGAAAACCAAACAUGCCGCGGCUUUGUUCUCCCAAAAUGCCGAGCCAUUCCGACUCAGGGUUCUCGCAGACACUGCGUUCGCUUAUAGCGAUCAGAGCGUUGGAUCGAGGAGUGUCACCAUCAAGGGCACUCCUCUCCAUCGUGCAAUCAGGGGAGUUGAGAAGCAAUAUAAGGAUUCUGGACCUCGGCCUCCUCCAAUCUGCAGAACUGCGGUCCAUUGCUCUACGGUCUUUCAACAACCUCCCGGCCGGAUGAUGUGUGCAAUUGGAACUGACUAUGGAGUUUACAUGUCUGAUGUCAAUGAUCCUCGUGGCUGGUACCGGGCAAUUCCAAUUCUGCGUGUUACUCAAAUCGCUGUCUUUGAAGAGUUCAACUUGUUUCUGCUUAUUGCGGAUCGCUCUCUUAUCGCCUAUCAUCUUGACGUGGUUUGUCCUGCAAAUGGAAAUGCCAGCCAGUCGCAAGAUUCCGCCCGGCGGGCUCCUCAGAAACUAUCUGGUAAUCGUGAAGUAGGAUUCUUCGUGGCAGGGCGCAUGAAGGAUCGAUACUUGGUUCUCUAUAAGAAGCGCGACGGACUGUCAUCCACCUUCAAGGUUCUCGAGCCCGUCAUCCAGAAGUCAUCAUCUAGCAAGAGUCGACUAUUCCAAUCCCGACGCUCCCAAACCGAGUUCUUCCGUGAAUAUGAUGAAUUCUACAUCCCCGCCGAAAGCUACGGCAUCAACAUGUUCCACUCCUCCCUCGCCAUCUCGACCCAGCGUGGCAUUGAAGUCCUUACCCUGGAUAAGAAGCAAUCCUGGUCCGUCCCCGAUUUCCGCGCCGAAACCACACCCGACGCCAUCGAUACCCUACACGGCAUCGCCCAUCGCAUCAAAGACCUCCGGCCCCUCGGCAUGUACCGACUCAGUGAAAGCGAGUUCCUGGUUGCGUACCAGGAAUGCGCCGUAUACGUCAACAAGCACGGCGACGUUUCCCGCAGCGUGGUAAUGGAAUUUGUGGGCAGUGCACACACAGCCUGUCUCCACGGAAAAUUCCUCAUUCUUUUCAACGACGACUUUGUCGAGGUCCGCAAUGCAAUGAAUGGUCGACUGAGGCAGGUCAUUCCCGGUCACAAUGUUGUCUGUCUUGAUGAUGGUAGCAAGUUGCCUGGUUCAUUUGGUCAAGCCAAUGCAAGUGGUAUCAGUGCUCAGAAUACAUUCAAUGGUGCGAAUGGAAUCUCGACAAAUCAGCAUACUGUCAAGAUCUGCAUGCAACAUCCUGAAUAUGAACGCAGCCAGAUUGUUCUGGAGCUGGUUGAAAAUGAAGGACAAAAGGAUUAA